Paramormyrops kingsleyae is the source of this 2918-nucleotide messenger RNA. RefSeq names its product SPG7 matrix AAA peptidase subunit, paraplegin (gene spg7). Gene Ontology annotation, biological process: mitochondrial protein processing. NCBI's taxonomy places the organism in Eukaryota, Metazoa, Chordata, Actinopteri, Osteoglossiformes, Mormyridae. The record is from RefSeq and is a predicted model, not a curated record. Gene Ontology annotation, molecular function: ATP binding; zinc ion binding; ATP hydrolysis activity. Gene Ontology annotation, cellular component: m-AAA complex; membrane.
GUUCAAGGCAGAGGGGCGGAGUAGACGGCUAGGUGGAUAGCGUCAGAUGCGUAGCUAAAGAACAUAACGGAUAUAAAAUAUUAGAGGAAUGUUUUAGUAAUGUCUGUAUAACGACCUACCUCAGUUUGUUAACAUGCUUUUUUAUUAAUGUAAUUACCACCGACAAUGCACUAAUAUUUUCCUUUAAUAUGGCCGCAUUACUCUUGCUCCUGAAUAGCAGAUUCUGCCGAAAUAUGAAGAGCAGGUCCUUUUGGGUAUUUUCCUCCGCGAAGAAAGGCUCGCUUUCGGGAAACUUUAAUAUCCUAAAGAGCCACACCAGACUGCCCCCUUUAUCGAAGGAUGUUCUGUGCAUAAACCGCGACGUCUCCACCAGCUCCCUUCUCCAGAGGUCAUUUGUGAAACAACAGAGCCAUGGCUUCAACGCCGGACUUUUGCAGCAAAUACUGUACAGACCGCUGAGUCCUGGAUUACUUGGAAUUAGCAAUAACCUCAUUAAACAACAGCUAACCAAAAACCCAGUUGGAUUAUGGAACAUUUUAGGUGCCAUAAAUUAUUUUAGUACUUCCCAGUAUAGAAGAGACAAAAAGAAAAGCGAUGGGGCGCAAGGAAAACCUACUGAAGAAGAUGAAGAGGAUAAGAAACGUCGUGAGCGGGAGGACCAGAUGUAUCGAGAACGCCUUCGUAUGCUCUUCAUCAUCGCCCUCAUCAUGAGUGUGCUGAACACCAUCAAUAGCAGCGGUGGCAACAUCUCCUGGAACGACUUUGUCAAUGAGAUGCUGGCCAAGGGGGAGGUGUCUCGUGUGCAGGUGGUCCCAGAGAGCGACAUUGUGGAAAUCUACCUGCAUCCUGGAGCAGUCAUCUUCGGCAGACCGAGGCUGGCGCUGAUGUACCGCAUGCAAGUGGCCAACAUCGACAAGUUUGAGGAGAAGCUACGGACUGCGGAGGAUGACCUGAACAUUGAUGCCAAAGACAGGAUUCCCGUCUCAUAUAAGCGGACUGGGUUUUUUGGGAACGCUCUCUAUGCUCUGGGCAUGGCGGCCAUUGGUGUGGCCAUCUUGUGGUACAUCUUUCGGUUGGCGGGCCUGGCCGGCAGGGAGGGUGGAUUCGGUGCAUUUAACCAACUGAAAAUGGCCAGAUUUACGAUCGUGGAUGGCAAGUCUGGGAAAGGAGUAAGUUUCAAAGACGUGGCUGGCAUGCAUGAAGCAAAGAUGGAGGUGAAGGAGUUUGUAGAUUACCUGAAGAACCCAGACAGAUACCUCCAGCUGGGGGCAAAAGUCCCCAAGGGUUCGCUUCUGCUGGGGCCCCCAGGCUGUGGCAAGACUCUGCUGGCUAAGGCUGUUGCCACGGAAGCUCAAGUGCCCUUCCUAGCCAUGGCAGGGUCAGAGUUCGUGGAGGUCAUCGGAGGACUGGGCGCUGCCAGGGUUCGCAGUCUGUUCAAGGAGGCCCGUGCCCGUGCCCCGUGCAUCGUGUACAUCGACGAGAUCGACGCGGUGGGGAAAAAACGCUCCACAAACAUGUCGGGCUUCUCCAACACGGAGGAGGAGCAGACCCUUAAUCAGCUGUUGGUUGAGAUGGACGGAAUGGGAACCACAGACCAUGUGAUUGUGCUGGCCUCCACCAACCGGGCAGACAUCUUGGACAACGCACUGAUGAGACCAGGGAGGCUGGACAGGCAUAUAUUCAUCGACCUUCCCACUCUGCAGGAGAGGAAGGAGAUCUUCGAGCAGCACCUGAAGAUCCUGAAGCUGACCCAGCCAGCUGAUUUUUACUCUCUGCGCCUGGCAGAACUUACCCCUGGGUUUAGCGGGGCCGACAUCGCCAACAUCUGCAAUGAGGCUGCGCUGCACGCUGCCCGGGAGGGCUACAAGUCCAUCGAUACCUUCAGCUUCGAAUACGCCGUGGAGAGGGUCAUUGCGGGGAGUGUGAAGAAAAGCAAAAUCCUGUCAAAGGAGGAGCAGAAGGUGGUGGCCGUCCAUGAGUCUGGCCACGCCCUGGUGGGCUGGCUGCUGGAGCACACAGAAGCUGUCAUGAAGGUGUCUAUUGCACCUCGCACAAACGCAGCCCUGGGAUUCGCCCAAAUCCUGCCCCGCGACCAGUACCUCUUCACCAAGGAACAGCUCUUUGAGAGAAUGUGCAUGGCACUGGGCGGCCGGGCGGCGGAAGCCAUCACAUUCAACAAGGUCACCACAGGAGCCCAGGACGACCUCCGCAAGGUGACUCGCGUGGCCUACUCCAUGGUGAAGCAGUAUGGCAUGGUGCCCAGCGUGGGCCAGGUGUCCUUCCCUGAAACGGAGGAAGAGGGCGCCAUUGGCCGCCGGCCUUUCAGUCAGGGCCUCCAGCAUCAGAUGGACCAUGAGGCGAAGAUGUUGAUUUCACGGGCAUAUAGGCAGACGGAGAAGCUACUCCUAGAUAACAGGGAUAAGCUGAUAGUGCUGGCCAGUGCCCUGCUGGAGCGCGAGGUGGUGAACUACGACGACAUAGAGGCCCUGCUGGGGCCCCCACCCCACGGGCCCAAGAAGAUGAUCGCCCCCCAGAGCUGGAUCGAGGCAGAGAAGGACAAGCAGGACACGGGGGAGGAUGAGCCGCGCAGGCCCAGACGCCCCCCCCGCAAGGAGGAAGACGAGGAUCUUAGCCUGGGACCUGCAUGAACCCCGCAUCCACAGCCUGUCAUGAUGCUGUGUGAGCUAAACAGCACUCCUGGUGGCCACAGAUAGUACUGCACUAAGGGUGCAUUGUAGCUUCUGGUUCGUCUGUGCCUGCAACAGCCAGGGGGCGCUAUCGUGAGAGGGCUGUCAGCUUAAUCAGCUGCGUUGGCCAGAACAGCUGAUGCAUCUGUUCAAAGUAUGUAAUUUAAAUGAAUCAUUUAAUCUAUUUUGCGUAAUAAAUAUUUGGCAAUAAAUUUGUUUGGUGUUACGGAA